AUGAAUCGUGUUGUACGAAAUAAUUUACGUUUACGAUCCGGUGAUAUUAUUUCAAUUCACGCAUGUCAAGGUGUUAAAUAUGGUAAACGUAUACAUGUUUUACCAAUUAAUGAUACUGUUCAAGGCAUAACAGGAGAUUUAUUUGAAAUUUAUUUAAAACCAUAUUUUGUUGGAGCAUAUCGACCAGUUAAAAAAGGUGAUGUUUUUAUUGUACGUGCAGCUAUGCAUGCUGUCGGAUUUAAAGCUACUGAAACUGAUCCAGUACCAUAUUGUAUUGUUGCACCAGAUACAGUUAUACAUUGUGAAGGUGAUCCAAUAAAACGUGAAGAAGAAGAAGCAUCAUUCAAUGAAAUAGGUUAUGAUGAUAUUGGUGGUUGUAGAAGACAACUAGCACAAAUUAAAGAAAUGGUUGAAUUACUACUAAGACAUCCACAAUUAUUUAAAACAAUUGGCUUUAAGGGGACCCCCCCUUUCCGGCGUUUCUAA
Molecule: messenger RNA, 486 nt
Organism: Rotaria sp. Silwood1
Lineage: Eukaryota; Metazoa; Rotifera; Eurotatoria; Philodinida; Philodinidae
Source: the annotation of a GenBank genome assembly